CUCCCAAAUGGUUGGGAACUAUGAGCCACACCAGAGGAAAGCAUUUGGGGCUUGCUAAGCUGCUGAAAUGAACUCGGACCACCCAGUUCGACUAGCAAAACCCAGGAAGCAUAGCUGCGUUUAAAAUGGUUUAUCUUACGUUUUAAUAUGCGGUCUUCCAGGACUAUUUAAAACUGCAAGCCCGGGGCGCAGCUCUUCCUUAGAGCAACUCUCUCUGCAAACCACUGUCAGCCGUUUUAAGGGAUGGAAGCAAGCAACCAAUGAAGAAAAACUGAAACGGGAAGCCUCUUUAUGGCGGCCCAAUAGUGCUGUACGUGUUGGUGGCGCGGCUGUCAAUCAGUGGAGAAGCAAUGACAUGAAAGACGAGAGAAAAAGCAGAGUGUUAACCUUCUGCAGCACUCACACGCAACCCCAAGGAGGAGCGAUGCCUCUCCGCCUCGCCUCGCCAGGAAAGGACGGAUACCACCGUUAGAUCAAAGAAAAAAGAAACUUUUUUACAAAAGUUAAGCAUUGACUAAAAAAAAAACAUGGCUGUUCGUGGCAAUACCUUAAACCCGUUCUCCAUUCAGGCUAUUUUAACCAGAAAGGACGAGAAUCGACACUCGAAAAGUUUGGGCGUGUCCUGCUUUUCGCCUGCUACCUGUUGGAAGAUGUUGGACACAUUGAAUUCCUGUCCAAAGAUAAACCCUUCUUCCGGGAGAAUCGAGGCAAGCAGCGAUCUGCCGAAUGAAGAGCUUUGUUGCGACUCGGAUUCGGGCGUCAGUGAUGAGAAUGACAGUAAAAACCUGUCAGUUUGCAACUCGGAAAGGGAGUUGGAAAUUUCUGCAGCCUGUUCCUUGCAGUCCAAACCAAUGAAGGACGCCCGGUUGAGUCUCGGUGAAGAGACCGAAAAAAGCGAUAGUAAGGACUAUCUAUGUAAUCUGGGAAGAACGGAACAUCUAUCAGCUCCAAGUCCAGUUGAUGAAGUGUUGAAAACGGGCCAAACCUCGGACCAACCCAAACAGAGGAAGAAACGCUCCCGGGCCGCCUUCUCCCACGCUCAGGUAUUCGAGCUAGAGCGCCGCUUCAAUCACCAGAGAUACCUCUCGGGUCCCGAGCGGGCUGAUCUGGCCGCCUCUCUGAAACUCACGGAAACUCAGGUCAAAAUCUGGUUCCAGAACCGCAGGUACAAAACCAAGCGCCGCCAGCUCGCUGCUGACCUGAUGGCCUCGGCCCCAGCGGCGAAGAAAGUGGCAGUGAAAGUGUUAAUCCGCGAUGAUCAAAGACAGUAUAGCCCGGGAGAAUUGCUAAGACCUUCGCUGCUUUCACUUCAACCGUCUUACCAGUACUACCCGUUUACCUAUUGCCUGCCCGCAUGGACAGUGGCUGCUUGUACAGGAACUCAAUAGCUGUUUUUUUUUAAAUUAAGGAACAAAGUUUCAAAUCCACGUCCUUAGAACUACAGUAUUUAUUUGCGUUGUUUUUUUUUAGUACAAGCUGCAGACUGGACUCGGCAGACGGAGUUUCCAUGGUAUCCAUGUCCUUGAUAUUUAAUUCAAAUCUAGCUUCAAAUGACGAUUCUAGCUACAACUAAGACUGCCCGCGAGAAGCAAGCGGGGAAAACGGUGCUUCUAUAAGUUUCACUGAAAAGAGCCUCGAUGUUUUGCCUUGUUUGGACAUUAUAUUUUCAAUUCCCUUUAGCGAAACAAAGUGCGCUGAAUGUAAGAACCACAGGAAAAAUACUGCGGGUUGUCUCCGAAGUGCAAAUAUCCAUAGAUAAAUAUAUAUAUUGUUUUAUUAUACUUCCCGGUUAAGAACAGCAGAGGAAAGAGCAUUUUCCGGCAAAUUGCUUUAGGUGACGUGAAGAUGUUUGCCCCAACCCCAAAAACAUUUCGACCCGUGAUUAUAUUCGAGCCGCAUAGGGGUAAGAAUCUAGCACUUUCCAUUAAAAAAAUAUUUAGUAGUGCUUAGUGUGGGCGAUCAUAUUGCAGGCUUUUCUUUAAUAGUAGCGUGUGAAAUUUUAUCUGGUUGAUGGUUUCUCCUGAAUAGAUCCAGGAGAAAACGAAUAUGGAUGAAUGUUUAGCACAGCAACAAAAGAAGGCUCGUUUCAGGGUAGUGCAUUUGGAGCUGUGUAUCCCUUUAUAAAACCGUGCACUCUGCAUAACUUCCGGUCUUAAAAUAAUAAAAAAAUAUAUUAUCAUUGAAAA
This is a messenger RNA of Amblyraja radiata (thorny skate), 2186 nucleotides long. RefSeq names its product NK3 homeobox 2 (gene nkx3-2). Bases 528 to 1388 code for a protein of 286 amino acids. Gene Ontology annotation, biological process: regulation of transcription by RNA polymerase II; cell differentiation. Gene Ontology annotation, cellular component: nucleus. The record is from RefSeq and is a predicted model, not a curated record. The transcript is spliced from 3 exons. NCBI's taxonomy places the organism in Eukaryota, Metazoa, Chordata, Chondrichthyes, Rajiformes, Rajidae. Gene Ontology annotation, molecular function: RNA polymerase II cis-regulatory region sequence-specific DNA binding; DNA-binding transcription factor activity, RNA polymerase II-specific.